CGCGGCGGCGGCCGCGGAAAUCCGGAGCUGCCAGGCGCUCCCGGCGGGUCUCGGCAAACUUUGCCCCCGCCCACGUGCUAGCGAGGCGGCUGGCUUCUGGAGCCCGGGAUGAAGCGCCGCGCCUAGGCACGCCUCACCGCCCGAGACGUCAGUGCUCACGGUUCAAGGCGAGGAGAUGCUGACCGCGCGGAACUGACCGUCGCUGUGCUCGGGCUACUGGCGACUCUCCCUGUGCGUCUUCCCCGGCAGCGGUCAGCGCCGGCUCCUCGGAUGAGCCCUCCAGUUCCCCGACUUUGAGAGGCGUCUCUCCCCCGCCCGACCGCCCAGAUGCAGUUUCGCCUCUUUUCCUUUGCCCUCAUCAUCCUGAACUGUAUGGAUUACAGCCACUGCCAGGGCAACCGAUGGAGACGCAGUAAGCGAGCUAGUUAUGUAUCAAAUCCCAUUUGCAAGGGUUGCUUGUCUUGUUCAAAGGACAAUGGGUGCAGCCGAUGUCAGCAGAAGUUGUUCUUCUUUCUUCGACGAGAAGGCAUGCGCCAGUAUGGGGAGUGCCUGCAUUCCUGCCCAUCGGGCUACUAUGGACACCGCGCCCCAGACAUGAACAGAUGUGCACGAUGCAGAAUAGAAAACUGUGAUUCUUGCUUUAGCAAAGAUUUUUGUACCAAGUGCAAAGUAGGCUUUUAUUUGCAUAGAGGCCGUUGCUUUGAUGAAUGUCCAGAUGGUUUUGCACCAUUAGAUGAAACCAUGGAAUGUGUGGAAGGAUGUGAAGUUGGUCAUUGGAGUGAAUGGGGAACUUGUAGCAGAAAUAAUCGCACGUGUGGAUUUAAAUGGGGUCUGGAAACCAGAACACGGCAAAUUGUUAAAAAGCCAGCAAAAGACACAAUACCAUGUCCAACUAUCGCUGAAUCCAGGAGAUGCAAGAUGGCCAUGAGGCAUUGUCCAGGAGGGAAGAGAGCACCAAAGGCCAAGGAGAAGAAGAACAAGAAGAAGAAGAGGAAGCUGAUAGAAAGAGCCCAGGAGCAACACAGUGUCUUCCUAGCUACAGACAGGGCUAACCAGUAAAAUCAGAGACACAUCGGGUGGACUUUGGGGUUUUUUGUUUUUUGCAAAAGUGCACAAAGCUACUCUCCACUCCCGGACGCUGGUGUGCGGUGUUUGUGCUGCUCUGACCGGUAUCUGUUCCCAGUGACAUUGUGAAAGGAGCAGCCACGAUGUGGCCUCCGUUAUUUAUGCUUCGAUUUGCAGCUGGAGCCUGGGACGGGGGGAGCUCGUGACCCAAAUCAGAGGAAGCAGGAGAGCGUGUACAGCAUGUGACUGGGCUCGGUGUGCGCCCCGAGAUCCUGGCCCCACGGC
This is a messenger RNA of Molossus molossus (Pallas's mastiff bat), 1350 nucleotides long. RefSeq names its product R-spondin 2 (gene RSPO2). The coding region runs from base 328 to 1059 and encodes 243 amino acids. The transcript has 6 exons. The record is from RefSeq and is a predicted model, not a curated record. NCBI's taxonomy places the organism in Eukaryota, Metazoa, Chordata, Mammalia, Chiroptera, Molossidae.